Molecule: messenger RNA, 745 nt
Organism: Achroia grisella
Lineage: Eukaryota; Metazoa; Arthropoda; Insecta; Lepidoptera; Pyralidae
Gene: CPH1
Product: cuticle protein 1-like
Exons: 3
Coding region: 96-377 (93 amino acids)
Source: RefSeq, a predicted model, not a curated record
CAGAAUGCGCGUGCGCACCUCGAUACAUAUAAAAAUGAUCGCGACGGACGGACUGUCAUCAGUCUCACUGUAAAGUCGAGAGGACACACAUCACAAUGUACACUAAACUGUUCAUCCUUUGCGCCGUGGUCGUGGUAGCGCUAGCCGCCGAGUACCCACCCGGCAUUCACCCCGCAGUCUGCCCUAACUACCCUUACUGCGACACAGCUAUGCUCGCCCGGUUCACCCCUGACGGCACACCCAUCCCCGAAUGGAUCUACAACCCUAGUAUUCUGCCAGUAGCGCCUAUUGACCCCAACAACCCCCCAAUUGGUGCCGCGCGCUACCCUGCAGACUUCAACCCUGCUCUCUGCCCCAACUACCCUUACUGCUGGUGAACAAAAAAACAUUAUGGAUUUAAGAAAUAAACAUUCGAUAAUUCCAGACUUCCUAACUCAUUAACUGGUACUUACCGAUCUCAUAGACGUUUUAUUUUUUUAUAAUUAUAGUGGUUAUUAUAUGUCAGUAAUGCUGUCUUUGUUAUUCUUUGAUAAUUAGAAAGGGCUAGAACAUUUUGUUCUGUCAGUUUCUUUAAUAGGUAAUCUGGAUUUAACGAAAUGUUUACGUGAAUUUUGUACAACACUGCCAUAUUUGUAAAACCAAUUGUAAAUAAGUAGUGUUCCCGUCUAUCCAUAAAUGUUGAAAACGUACCUGUACCUACUUAUUUGUAAAACAUGUAAAUUGUAAAUAAAGUACAGAUUUUGUA